GCCAGAAGAUUCGUCAGCAACAACCCCUUCCCAGUUCCCACCGCCUCUCUUAUCAGUAGUAAGCCAACUAAAUGACCUAAUGACUUGUGGUGGAGACGUGGGUCUACUUCACCAAG
This is a messenger RNA of Lactuca saligna, 116 nucleotides long. NCBI's taxonomy places the organism in Eukaryota, Viridiplantae, Streptophyta, Magnoliopsida, Asterales, Asteraceae. The record is from the annotation of a GenBank genome assembly.